GUGCAAUAAAGUAGUUGCUUCUCCUUAAUUUGCCUGCUCCAGUUGCGAACUCGCCCCAUCCGAUCCGGCUUCGCUCCUUCUUCUUGAAGUCCUGGAUCGGACAGUCUCACAGCUCUCCUCCUUUCCCAAAGCCCGACACUGCCUCGGCUUUGCUGGACCAGACGUUCCACAAUCGGUCAGCUUCCAAUAGACAGCUGGAAACGGCCUGUCACGUGGCCUUGGGGUGCCAAUGUUCUGCCAUAGGGGUGUCAAGACCCUGGUAGCUGGAAAAAUCAUUUUGGGGAGUCCCAGAGAUGCAGAAGACAACAUACUACGACAGCUCCACACUCUUUGGGGGUUACUCCUAUGGGAAUGCCAAUGGAUUCAGCUACGAGGGUGCCCAGCAGUCCUUCCAGCCGGCCUCUCACAUGGAGAACGACUACCAGAGGUCCGCCUGCUCCCUCCAGUCUCUUGGCAACACAACCCCGCAUGCAAAAAGUAAAGACCUGAACGGAAGCUGCAUGCGGCCAAGUUUGCCCCAGGAGCACCACCCGCCUCCCCCCAUCUCGCCGCCUCCAAACCCUGCCACCAACAGCACCAGUAACAACAGCAAUAACCAGUCGGGGAGCAGUAAAAGUGCCCCCAGCAAAGCCAACCUCAGUGCAAACGCCAGUCUCACCAAGCAGAUUUUCCCCUGGAUGAAAGAAUCCAGGCAAAACUCCAAACAGAAAACCAGCUCCCCUAGCACAGCAGAAACCUGCAGCGGCGAGAAAAGCCCUCCAGGCUCCUCGGCCUCCAAGAGAGCCCGCACAGCCUACACCAGUGCUCAGCUGGUGGAGCUGGAGAAGGAAUUCCACUUCAACCGCUACCUGUGCAGGCCCCGCCGCGUGGAGAUGGCCAACCUGCUGAACCUCAGCGAGAGGCAGAUCAAGAUCUGGUUCCAGAACAGAAGGAUGAAGUAUAAGAAAGAUCAGAAGUCAAAAGGCAUGGGGUCUUCUUCUGGAGGGCCUUCCCCCACCGGCAGCCCGCCCCAGCCCAUGCAGUCCUCUGCUGGAUUUAUGAAUGCCUUGCACACCAUGAGCAGUAACUAUGAUGCCCCUUCGCCACCUUCCUUCAAUAAACCCCACCAAAAUGCCUAUGCCAUGUCAACUAACUACCAAAACCCCAUCAAAGGCUGCCCAUCCCAACAGAAAUACGCCAACACGGCCCCCGAGUAUGACCCCCAUGUCUUACAAGGGAAUGGGGUGGCCUACGGGACACCCAAUAUGCAGGGAAGUCCCGUCUAUGUUGGAGGUAACUAUGUGGAUUCUAUGCCCACCUCUGGCCCAUCCCUUUAUGGCCUCAAUCACCUGCCACAUCACCAGGCCACCAACAUGGACUACAGUGGGCCUCCCCAGAUGCCCCCAAGCCAGCACCAUGGACCAUGUGAGACCCACCCCACCUACACAGACCUUUCCACGCACCACGCUUCUUCUCAGGGCAGAAUCCAAGAGGCUCCCAAGUUGACCCACCUGUGAUAGGGAGCAGGGGCAGGCUCAGGCAAAGUGGAUGGGAGCCCACCAUGGGGCAUGGGAGAGGGGAAGAGGGCAGGAUUGGAUUCAGGAGCAUUUGUGUUGAGCUGUUUUCUUUCUUUCUUUGACAGGGCGAUUUCUAAUAGCUAGUUGUGCUUGCUAUUAUCAUUGCUGGGUUUAUUAGGCACAAUUUCCAAGCAUUUCAGUAGCUCUCUCUCUGGAGAGAUAUACCUCCUGUGUUUCAGCACAAAUGCUUCUGAAGUGGAUAUGGGGCAGUUUUAUGGGAAUCUAGCCAAUUUCAGGCAGAAACAUCCUUCAUUUCCAGUCCAAGCAUAGAUCGUCAUUGAUAAUUUUUGGCCAUCAGAAAGGAGAAUAGUCAGGAGUCAAGUCCUUACGAUUGAUGUCUCUGCAUCUACAUCAACUUGCACAAGUGUAUACAUAUGCAAUCAAGAGAGAUUCACAAGAAAACUACCCUCUUCUUGACUCCUCAAGAGGAACCUCGUGCUUUUCCUUCCCAGCCUGAUGAGGGAGGGCACUAAGUAACUUCCCACCAGUCACCACAUAAACUGCAAAUAUACAAACCUGCCAACACCUGGGAUUCACUCUCUUCCCCUCCAGCCCCUGCCUCCCCUCUCAAUAAUGAUAAUAAUCAUCAUCAAAUUAGAAUAAGAGAGGUCUAAGUAUCGCAAAAGGUUCGGGAAACAAGGGUUUUUGAAAUGCCUCAACCCCCCAACAAUAACAGCAGUCCAAAGAGAGGAAGAAAGAGUUGACAGGUCUGAAUAUUUUCCCACCUUUGCCUCUGAUGACAUGAAGUCUCCAUUCGACAGCGUUGGGUUUGUUUUUGUUUGGGGGUAUUUUUCUUAGGGUUCCUUAACAGAAAAGCAAUCUUAAGACUCAGAAGUCCUACACUUCUUUCCUCCUCUUCUCUUGACCUUACGUGAAAACAGGGUAUAUUUGAACAAAUGGAAUGUCCUCCCAUCGAAGCAGAAGUGAAUGGAUCUCUAGUAUUUGCUAAUGCUUUCUUGUCUGGACAUCUUUGUUGCACUUAGAGUUUACAUAUAAAGGGUAUAAAAACAACUUUGAAGGGCUUUCGUCCAACUCAGUCGAGAUGCCCUUCAAUAGGUGUGUGUUCUGGUGAACAUUCAUAUAUAUUUAUUGGUUAUAGCCAGUUUAAAAUAUUUUCCUUUUUUUUGGUAUUAUUUAUCCCCAAUAUUAUGUAUUUAUAUGAGGAAAAAAACAAAAAACAAACAAAAAAAGAAGGAAUCAAAUUGUACUUUUUUAGUAUUUACUUGUUCUAAAGGACAUUGUGUUUCCUUGUCAUUGUACAACAAGCUUAUUUUAGUUAUUGUAAUUUAGGAAGACCAGUAGUUUUAUGUUACCUUCGUACAUAUGAAUAAUGUAAUUAGUUCUACUGGAGGCAUGAGAGCAGAACCAGCCUGUAAUUGUAUAGUCCUGAAUUAGAACUAUAGCUAAUCCCUCCCUCCCACCUCACCCCGCCUCUUCCGAGCUCUUUCUUUGUUCUUAUAGUAGUUAUUUUGUUUCCUUGCUAAGGGUUGUCUGUUGAACAAUUCUUGAAUAAACUUUCUGUUAUCAAUUUUA
This is a messenger RNA of Melopsittacus undulatus (budgerigar), 3089 nucleotides long. It is a transcript of the gene HOXB3, whose product is annotated as homeobox B3. The record is from RefSeq and is a predicted model, not a curated record. The transcript has 4 exons. NCBI's taxonomy places the organism in Eukaryota, Metazoa, Chordata, Aves, Psittaciformes, Psittaculidae. Gene Ontology annotation, cellular component: nucleus. The coding region runs from base 294 to 1496 and encodes 400 amino acids. Gene Ontology annotation, biological process: regulation of transcription by RNA polymerase II; embryonic skeletal system morphogenesis; anterior/posterior pattern specification. Gene Ontology annotation, molecular function: RNA polymerase II cis-regulatory region sequence-specific DNA binding; DNA-binding transcription factor activity, RNA polymerase II-specific.